UUGCGGAACUCUGCAAGCUUUUUAACACUUCUAGAAUUUCAGUUCGACCGCGCUAUCCAUCGACUUUACGCGGAUCCUGGCCAAGUGUGCUCGAAUCAAGUAGCGGACCGCCUAUUCCAGCGUUUAUACUGGGCCCUAAGAGCUUUGCAGUUCAAGGUUUUCUACAGAAACGAAGAGCUGGACGUGGACGAAGUUGCGGAUCGUUGGGAGGUCGGUGUCCGUCCUCCUUCGCUCGAUGAGCUAGCACGAACUACUCGUUUCAACCGAAGAUGGAUCAAAUACAUGUAUGCAAAGUUUAAAAAUAACUGGAAUUAG
This is a messenger RNA of Strongylus vulgaris, 315 nucleotides long. The record is from the annotation of a GenBank genome assembly. Lineage: Eukaryota; Metazoa; Nematoda; Chromadorea; Rhabditida; Strongylidae.